Hyaloperonospora brassicae is the source of this 558-nucleotide messenger RNA. The record is from the annotation of a GenBank genome assembly. Lineage: Eukaryota; Oomycota; Peronosporomycetes; Peronosporales; Peronosporaceae.
AUGGACUCCUUCCGCCGAGGCACAGAAGUGGCACCCUUUCUCAAGAGUCUGCGGCAGCUUCUCACCACAGAAGACCCGGCUGUACACGUGCUGCCCAAGUACUUCAAGCACAGCAAGUACACGAGCUUCCAGCGCCAGCUCAACUAUUUCAACUUCCGCAAAUGGACGAAGUCCAAAGCACUUGUGUGCACUUUUUCCAACCCGUUCUUCCAGCGCGACCAGCCGGCGCUGGCGUGGCGUAUUAUACGCAAGAGACCCGAGAACCUCCGAAGUAGCAGCAGUGUUGCCAAGACGAAGAGAGCGAUCGCCAUCGACGUACCGUCAGGCGAUGCCAGCAGCCCCGGGUCGUUUCCGUCACCCACGGAUGCGUACUCGAUAGCGGACGAGCUUGCUCUCUUUCGCGAGGCUCCCUUCCACGAGCCAUUGACAAGCGAUCAGGACGAGCAAUCAUUGGACUGGGUAGACGUGCUGUACUCAUCACUCCAGUCGCCACUACUAAUGGACAAUGCUACGGGUCCAAUGUGCCGCGACUAUCCGUCCGAGUGCGCCGAGUUGUGA